AUGAACGUUCCACUGGCAUUCCCGCAGUGUACCAUGAGCUCACAGCAGCCACUCUCCCGCAUGCCGUAUCCCAUUACUAGCCUUUGUGGUCAUCGUCGAAGGAGCACGCCGGUUCCUGCGCGAACAGGAGAUGACGGAUGCAGCCAGACACCGUCAGCGCAAAGAGUAUCGCAGCGUCCUCCUGUGCCAUGCGCAUCGACAGAAGCCCCAACCCACAGUUCCCUGCUGCACGGCAGGCACACAAGAAGCGGCUGUGACUUAUACGAAGCAAAAAGCUCCACCACACCUUUCGCCAACUUGUAG
Molecule: messenger RNA, 303 nt
Organism: Trypanosoma grayi
Lineage: Eukaryota; Euglenozoa; Kinetoplastea; Trypanosomatida; Trypanosomatidae
Exons: 1
Coding region: 1-303 (100 amino acids)
Source: RefSeq, a predicted model, not a curated record